Molecule: messenger RNA, 3072 nt
Organism: Cylindrotheca closterium
Lineage: Eukaryota; Bacillariophyta; Bacillariophyceae; Bacillariales; Bacillariaceae
Source: the annotation of a GenBank genome assembly
AUGGCCAACCAAGCUCCAAAAGACGACUUAACAACGGCGGAGGUGACCCCUACGUCAACUGAUGAGGAAGCCCCCAGCAAUGAAUCGGAAGGAAGUUUGGACAACGUCAGCAAUCAUGGAGACAAACCAGAAGAGGAAAAAGAGAGCUGUGGAUGGCGGGUCUACUACUGGGUUGGAAUGCUUUCGGCAUUUGGACUUGGAGCAAUCAUUAUGUUUGCUGUCAUGAAAUCUCGAGAAUCUUCAACGUCACCGUCCAAAGCGAUUCCAGAAGCACCAAUUGUCAACGACGAGGAUGUUUCCAAUCCCACAGAUGUUUCUGGACUACCUCAACUACAAGAAAGCAAGGAUUUUCCCUUGCAAUUGUGUUUUGGUGAUUGCGACACAGAUGCGGACUGCGAUCUCAACCUGAGGUGUUUCCAGAGGGAUCCCAACGAGGCUGUGCCAGGAUGUGAAGGUGGCUUGGACGACGAGAGCAGAACCGAUUUCUGUGUACCUAUAGUACUGCCAGAAGUUGAAGAAACCAACAACUUCCCUCUUGGUCUAUGCCAAGGAGACUGUGAUACAGCCGAUGACUGUGAAGCUGGUCUAGUUUGCUUCCAACGUUCCGCCAAUGAUGAAGUUCCUGGUUGCUUGGGAAGUAAAUUGGAUAGCAGUAAUACUGAUUACUGCAUUCCAGAGGAAACGGAAGGCUUCUUCUUGAAGAAACUAGGGCAGAGACUGCUAGGUGGUAAGGGCGAUAGCUUUGGAUUUUCCACUAGCCUGUCUCGGGAUGGAAGCACCCUGGCGGUUGGCGCGAUUGAUGCUGGAUCGGCAGGUUAUGUUGCUUUAUACCAACUCAUCGAUGCAAAAUCUUGGAAAUUUGUCACCAAAAUCGAGGGUGAUAAUAUUGGUUCCGAAUUUGGCCAUUCGGUAUCACUAUCGGGGGAUGGAAAUUUUUUGGCUGUUGGCGUUCCAAAGGCUCCCAGUGGAUACAUUCGGAAUGUUGGGAAGGUCCUCGUGUACGAACUACUCCUAAAUGAAUUUGGCACAAAGUGGAACAUUGUCGGGGAGAUUGAGAGCGAUAAUCCAAAUAUUGGAACCUAUCUGGGCUUUGAAUUUGGGCAAAGUGUAGCGUUGUCGAGCGAUGGGAGUGUGCUGGCAGUCGGAGAACCAUUGGAUGGUCGUAUUACAUUGUUCCGUUCCUUCAAUGGAACAUGGCCAAAAAUUGGGAAUUCAAUACAACUCGCUGAUCUGGCUGGUCGUUCCCUCUCCCUUUCCGAUGACGGGUCAAGAAUAGCGAUAUCGGGUGAAACACAAGGGGGAAUCUUUGAUUUCGAUGGUUCGGAUUGGGCACAAUCGACACCAACGCAGGCGACUGAUAACAUUUUCCAAGAUGGUGGUACCUCCAUUGUACUUUCCGGUGAUGGAAGCACCGUUGCAAUUGGUCGUGUCGACAAUGGCGUGGGUGAGAUUGUGAUUCAAACCUUCCAGUAUCCUGUGGACUCAGUUUGGAAUGCGUUGGGAGUGCCAGUCCGCCUCAUUUCGGGCGACUCUACGGUGCCUAACAUUGUGCUGUCACAAGACGGAAGGGUUCUUGUGGUUGGCGAUCCCCACUUUGACGGAGUAGGACGAAUUGCUCUCUUCUCUUUCGAUGAAAGUAUGAACGAGUGGCAGCAGACAGAUUCCGUCGUUGGGAGGGCUUUCAACGAAAUGUUUGGAGUUUCGCUGGCGAUUGCACAGGAUGCGACAGGCAGCACAAAAGUGGCCAUUGGUUCUCCCUAUCCUGUCCAGAUGAUUGGCAGUUUUGGGUCUGCAGUUGUGUACAAGAUUGAGUACGGAGAAAAAGCGGCAGAAACUUCAGCUCCAACCGUUGCACCAACAACUUCCUCGCCAGCGAUUUUUGAACAAGUGGAUAGUUGGAAAGGUCUUCAAGGCGAGACUGCUGGAAAAGAUGUGGACAUAUCCAAAAAUGGCAGAGUUCUUGCAUACAGCGUGACGCAGAUCGGGAGCAGCGGAUAUGUUGAAUCGUUCCAGCGAAAUGAUGAAACUAGUGAGUGGGAACGCAUGCAGCGGCUUGAUGAAACAGGCGUAAAUUUUGGUCACUCCAUCUCUCUUUCUUCGGAUGGUAAGGUAAUAGCAGUUGGGAUCCCUGGUGGUAAUACUGUUGAUGGCAAUAUCAGUGGUCGUGUAAGAGUCUAUUCGUUGAACGAGACAGUAAGUGAAUGGAUUCAGAUUGGAAAUGACAUUGCUAGUGAGCCAUUCGACCCCAAUGCAUCCUUUGGAGGAGAUGGUUUUGGCCAUUCGGUAUCAUUGUCCUCGUCUGGCAACAUAGUAGCUAUAGGUUCUCCUUAUGGCACUAGCCAUACAGUUGUGUAUCGUCUUGAAGGGGGUGCAUGGAGAAUGAGAGGCGACAAAAUACGAUACAGUGUCAGUCCUGCCCUCGAAGGAUGGUCAGUGUCAAUCUCCGACGAUGGAAAUAUGGUAGCCGUCGGGGCACCAACCAACGAGGAGGUUUCUGAUGAAGCAGGAGUCUGCAUAAUCUACGAGUACAUAGAUGGGAGUUGGCAGAGGAGAGGUCAGCCUCUUUUUGGAGAUGCUCAACAUGAUGUGUUUGGGACCUCCGUUUCCUUGUCAGGUGAUGGUGAUAUUGUCUCUGUUGGCAGCAUUAACAAUGAUAACGAGAACGGCGAAGAUGCUGGGCACGUCCGCGUCUACAGAUUUAACAGAAGUACUGACAUAUGGGAGCGGCUUGGGCAACCAAUCCUUGGCGCUGCAAAUUCCGAUCGCUUUGGAGUAUCCAUUUCGUUGUCCAACGAUGGGAUGACGAUUGCAGUUGGAGCGAGAGGACAUGGACUCGGUGGACAAGUUCAACUCUUUCAAUUUGACGAGAAAAACACGAUGUGGAAGCAACUUGGACCGGCAAUGAAUGGAAAUGUCGAAAAUGGUGCUUUCGGUGCAGCGGUGUCCUUGAGUGAAGCUGCUGAGGAGUUCACUCUGGCGGUGGGGGCUCCCGAUACCAUGGAUGAAACGCUCCUGGGUCUUGUUCGGGAUCCGAUUGGGGAAGUCUUUUUAUAUGAAGGAGUAAAUGCAUAG